This is a messenger RNA of Suillus discolor, 1050 nucleotides long. Its product is annotated as magnesium-dependent phosphatase-1. The transcript has 5 exons. The record is from RefSeq and is a predicted model, not a curated record. Gene Ontology annotation, molecular function: acid phosphatase activity. Lineage: Eukaryota; Fungi; Basidiomycota; Agaricomycetes; Boletales; Suillaceae. The coding region runs from base 253 to 843 and encodes 196 amino acids.
GUUACGCCUGAGCAAGUUCAAAUUACACGUACAAUUACAUAAGUUUGGUGCUGUUGUGCAACAUUCUGCAUGCUCAUAUUGAAACCCGGGCCUCCGAAGAUGUAGUAGAACACAUGUUUGAUCGUCGUCGACGCUUUUGCUGCGCAAGAAGGCCUGGGAAGAUGAGGCGAUGCAACAUUCUGCAGUGACUGCGGUGGUGUUGACUCGGAGGACCACCUGCAUCAACCUCCCACCAGUAACCGAUAUCAUACGAUGACGACCAGGCUACCAAAACUGGUCGCUUUCGAUCUAGACUAUACGCUUUGGGAUUUCUGGGUCGAUACUCACGUACAUCCUCCAUUAAAGCGAGACCACGUCACUGGCAAAGUCAUCGAUAGCCAGCGCAAACCCAAGACAAUAGACUUUUACAAGGAUGUACCACAGAUCAUGCAUCGCCUACAAGCAGCAGGCGUAACGAUCGCUGCGUGCUCACGGACGGAUGCGCCGUCAUUAGCUCGCGAAGCCUUAGAUCUCAUACUUAUACCCCCGAGGACUGGUAGCGACAGCAGUGCUAAACCAAUUCCCGCAAUUAAGUUUUUUGACCAGCUGGAGAUAUACCCUUCUUCCAAGAUCAGACAUUUCAAGCAACUUCAUGAGAAGACUGGGAUACCCUAUGAUGAGAUGCUAUUCUUCGACGACGAAUGGAGGAAUCAGGAAGUAGAAGAACUUGGCGUGACAUUCACACUUGUCCCAAACGGUCUCAAUGACCGAAUUCUAGAGAAAGGGCUAGAGGAAUGGAGAAAGAGGCACCCUGUUCAAGUCACCGAAGACGUGGUGGAAGCAGAUGAAACUCUUAUCUCAUAGUGUUUCGUCGGCGUGACAUCUCAAUUGAAUUCAUGGUCUCGGUAAGAGAAGUAGUUACACUGCCUAUCUGAGUUGAUCAUAUCGAUAAGUACAAUGGACAAUCCAGAUUCUAUGAGAGGGGUUUCCCUUGCGAUGAACAUAUAAGUUGAUAUCUAUUCCCCAUAUAUCAAGCCUAGAAUGUGCUCGACUGAACACAUUUACACCGAG